This is a messenger RNA of Lactuca saligna, 981 nucleotides long. The record is from the annotation of a GenBank genome assembly. Lineage: Eukaryota; Viridiplantae; Streptophyta; Magnoliopsida; Asterales; Asteraceae.
GAACGACAGUCGGAAAACUUGAAGCAUACCGUACUUCCGGCACUAGAUACCGUUGCUAAAAAUAUGGAGCCCCAUUCACUCACACCUAUUUCCACUUCCCUCCUCCUCAAAAUUCGUACAUUUGGACCCCAAACAUUUGAUAUACAUCUUUUCUACUGUUCAUAACGUUGAUUGUCGAUCAAUUUGGUGUUAGUUUAAUCAAAUCCGAGUGUGGAAAUGGUGAGGAGCGACAUUUUGACGUUGAAGGCCGAUGAGGUGACGUCGGAGAUACUCAAUGCCGAUAUCACUGAGCUGAAGCUCGCCGUAGAGACGCUGUUAAAUCAUGCCAGUAAGCUCGGCGGGUUAGGGUUCGGCACUUCCUUGCUUUCGUGGGUUGCAUCCUUCGCUGCUAUGUAUUUGUUGAUACUGGAUCGAACAAACUGGAGAUCAAACAUGCUAACAUCACUGUUAGUACCUUACAUAUACUUCAGUCUCCCUCCAUCGUUAUUCCACUUCUUAAGGGGACAAUUUGGGUUGUGGGUCGCAUUCAUUGCAGUUGUAUUAAGGCUGUUCUUCCCACGUCAUUUCCCAGAUUGGUUGGAGAUGCCUGGAUCAUUGAUUCUUCUUUUGAUAGUUUCUCCGGGUUUAUUUGCUGAUGCGUUUAGGGGGAGUUGGGUUGGGGUUGCGAUUUGUCUUUUGAUUGGUUGUUAUCUUCUUCAAGAACACAUUCGUGCAUCUGGUGGAUUCAGGAAUUCUUUCAUGCAAAGCCAUGGGAUAUCGAACACCAUUGGUAUUCUUCUUUUGCUUAUCUACCCAAUGUGGAGGCUCAUCAUUCGAUUUGUUUGAAAUUUUGCUAAAUUUUAAGUUGUUUUGUUUAGAUAAUGUUAGUAUUUUAUAAGUUUGUUUAUAUGUUAUUUAAUUCUUAUAAAGUGUGACCAUAUUCAAUUUUAUAAGUUCGUUUAUAAGUUAGUUUAUUGUAAAGUGUUGUAUGGUAAUUGGUAA